Molecule: messenger RNA, 1881 nt
Organism: Symbiodinium natans
Lineage: Eukaryota; Dinophyceae; Suessiales; Symbiodiniaceae
Source: the annotation of a GenBank genome assembly
AUGGAAAGAUUCGACACUUCCAAAGACCCUCGCUUCAAGCGCGCUCCCAGACAUGUCCGACGAGUUCAAGUCGAUGGGCGUUUUGCGCGCAUGUUCAAAGACAAGCAGUUCGUCGAAACUCCCCAGGUUGAUUCUCGUGGCCAGAGGUUGAGCCGCAAAGCUGGAAAACAGAAGCUGCAGGAGUUCUACGAUUUGGCCGGUGUGGAAACAGAUAAAGGGAUUUCUAGAAAGGACCAGGCGGAGCUUGACUCCGAGGCAGAUCUUCCAGAAGAGCUGGAGGAGGAAUCUGCUGUGGAGGAUGAGGAUGACGAGUCGGAGGAAGCCGAUGAAGAUCCUCAAAGCUCUUCGGCUUGGAAUGUCGCUCAGGAGAAUGUUCCCAAAGGAGAUGCAACCCGACGGCUUGCCGUCAUGGGUUGCGACUGGGAUCAUGUUGCCGCAGGCGAUCUCAUGGUCAUGUUCCGGACUUAUCUCAGCACCGCUCGAUCCAAGAACCAAGCUGGCAACGUGCAAAAAAUCAGCGUUUAUCCAUCAGACUACGGCCUGCAACGAACGCAGCGUGAGGCUGUUGAAGGUCCCUUGAUCGCAGAUGAGAUGACCAGACCGCACAUUGAUGAGGACAACGAAGAGGCAGAACAAGAAGCACUGCGGCGGUACCAGAUGGACCGCACCAAGUAUUUCUGGGCGCUGGUCGAGUGCGACUCCGAGUCCACCGCCGCGUGGCUCUACGACGAGAUGGAUGGAAUCGAGGCGGACGGUAUUUGCCCCGCGACCUUGGAUUUGCGCUUCGUACCUGACGACUUGGUACCCCCACACGAAGCAUCCAGCGUGGCAACUGAAGUUCCGAAGAAGUUCUCGGGCCCAGCCAUGUUGCGGUCUGCCACUGGACAUACCAAAGUGAAGUGCACCUGGGAUGAAGCACCUCCUCAAAGAAAGAAGGAUCUCAUGAAGAAGAGGUUCUCUGCAGCCGAGCUUGCUGACAUGGACCUCCGGGACUACUUGGCCUCUAGCUCAGAAUCUGAGGCAGGUGCCAAAGGUGCAGCAGCACAGGAAUUGAAGGCACUGGUUGCAAACAGCGAAUCCGAAGGUGGUGAGGGUGGUGAGGCAGGUGAGAGCGAUUCGGACACUCAGAAGCCGAGCAAAGAGCUAGGAAACAUGGAAGCGACCUUCAACCUCAAGACCACCAGGCUAGAGGAAGAGCUGGCAGAGCGCGCCCAGAAACAGGGCGGGCGGGGAGUCCAUACCCUGGGAUCCGAGCAGCCACAAAGUUCUUGGCAAAAGUACUUGGACAAGCGGAAGGAGAAGAGGCGAGAGAAGAGACAGAAGGCCAAGGAAGAGCGGGCAAAGCUGAAAGAAAGUAUAGCACAGGAAACUGGUAAGAUCAAGGGUCACAAGAGGCAGGACAGCUCUAAAGAGGAGCCCGCAGGUGACUUGGAGCUGCUCGUAGAACCACCAGAGAUGGAGGAGAGAAGUUUCAACCUUCGAGGUCCACAAAGGCAAGCCCAUGACCACGGCCUCAAGGACUCGAACGCUUUUCAGAUGGAUGUCCACGACCGUCGCCUUGAGAAGGUCUUGAGCAGCGCCGACUUCGAGAUUGACCCGACAAAUCCAGAGUUCCGGAAAUCAGACGGGAUGUCCGCUCUGCUUCGAGAGAAGCGAAAGCGCAAAAGCGACAGAAGUGCAAAGGCUGGGUCCACAAAUUCCGCAACAGGAAUGUCUGCUGGCAAAGAGGCGCCGCUCCCCUCUUUGCAGUCCGCAGGGCUCGCGGAAACCACAAGCUCGACAGGCUUACAGAUCUUUGCGUCUCAGAAGAGACCCGCCAGGCACGUUAGCAAACAGGAGCCAGCGAAAGCUCCUAAAAAGACCCGGAAGAAAGCAAAAUAG